AGAUAAUAAUCUGCAGAUUUAUGUAUAUAAGAACGCCUAGUGAAGUUGAUUGCCAGUCAGGUGUGAAGUGUAGUGAAGGUGUCAAGUUAUUAACAAGAUGAAUCUUUCCUUGAUUUUGGCUGUGAUUUUUGUUAGUUUUGUAACAAGUGAUGUGUUCGCAGCAACAUGUACCCUCAAAUUUAAUAAAGCCUACCCAGGCGUAUUUGUAUCCCCAUACGGACGAUAUGACGUUAUUCUGAGUGCUGGAAAUGGUACUGUCCAAUUCGAUAGCAAUUAUGGAUUAGAUGCCUAUUGCAGUGGUGGUUUCAAAAAUUAUGCGUCAGCAUCUACUCCGAAGCCAGAAAGCCAACUGAAGUUUACGUGCACUGGUAGUACCCUGCGGUACCAAAUUCCCGGGAGCUCCUUCACAUAUUUAGCCAAGAAUGACGGUAGCCUAUUGUGCGACAAUGCGGCCCAAUACUACUCACAAACCGUUCAGUAUUGUAAGAAUACCGGGCUCGCUUAUGGAUUCAAUAUCGCGAAUACCACCUCAGUGAUAUUCGGUGAGGUUUGCACUGACUUUAAGAAGUACCGCACCGAUUUCGUACACUAUGUCGCAGGAGUGAGAAACGAUUUGGUAAAUGAACAGUACCUCCUGAAUCCAGGCAACGUUUCAAAACCUCUUCCUGCAAACAAUGUCUACGCGGUUAACGAUACCACCUUCAUCAAAGAAAAUCAAACUCUACCGACGGCAAUCCGUAGCAAGUCAGGAAACUAUGCACAACUGAUGACGUAUCGAAUGGAUAAUUUGAUCCCAAUUAAAUACCAAGCCGGGGUCAUGGACUCAUACGUUAGGAACUUCCAGAAUGCAGCCGCAAUUCCGUGGUGGAGCAACCUUCUAGAUUUUAAUUGGCAGCAACUGCAGUAUCUUAUCAAUGAUUUAUCAUAUUCAGGAUGGUAUGAUGUUUACGCUGGUACUUCUGAUGAUGUUCAAAUGCCAUACGAAACCAAAAAUGUUACAUUCACCUAUGACGUCAAUCAGCUCAACAGGACUAUUCCUCUAUACGUUUGGAACUUGGUAAAGAAAAAUGACAAAAAGGAUACUGGGGUUGUUGUCAUCGGUGUGAACUCGCCCUUCUUCCCUGGAGAUAAGAGCAAAACUGUUCUUUGCAAGGACACUUGCGAUAAGGUUACUUGGUUGAAUCCCCUAAAAAAUACCAGGAAAAUUGCAAGCAUGGGAUAUAUUUUCUGCUGCGAUCCUAAGGAUGUUAAGAAGAUACUAAAUGGCUUCCCGCAAAUGUGAUAGUUUUGAUGACGUUUAGGUUCAUUAGGAUAAAUUAAUUUACCAUCGUUUAUGCUGGAUAUAGCUUAAGUUCUUUUAAGUCAA
This is a messenger RNA of Hermetia illucens (black soldier fly), 1366 nucleotides long. RefSeq lists its product as uncharacterized. Bases 98 to 1282 code for a protein of 394 amino acids. Lineage: Eukaryota; Metazoa; Arthropoda; Insecta; Diptera; Stratiomyidae. The transcript has 6 exons. The record is from RefSeq and is a predicted model, not a curated record.